This is a messenger RNA of Fraxinus pennsylvanica, 4026 nucleotides long. The record is from the annotation of a GenBank genome assembly. Lineage: Eukaryota; Viridiplantae; Streptophyta; Magnoliopsida; Lamiales; Oleaceae.
AUGGAGUCGCUUUCUAGACCUCCGCACAGAAGAAAACACUCCACCUCCACAGCAAAUGCCUUCUCGUCCUUUUCCUCGAAAAACCCUUAUGAUGAUGUUCUGUUGUCGAGCGGCGGCGGAGGGCCGGGUUCGGUGGGAACGAAGCUUGGAGUUCAGGACUACGCUGAGAUUUUCUCCGGCUCGCAGCGCGGGUCGUCCAUUCCGGUUCUCGAUCUUUCCGGCCUGGAAGAAAGUGCCGGGUGGGGUGAUUUUCGGAGCUCCAAGCUUGAUUACUCCAAUAUUUUUAGUGGCUUUAGGGAUGAGGAUGUAGCUAUACCGUACGAACAAUUGUUUGCUGGAGCAAAAACAAGAAAAACCUCUUCUGAUAAACCAAGGACUCCAGCAAAUAAAGGAUCUCCUCUACGAGAGUCAGAUCGUCUAAAUUCUUCUGGAAAGAACAAAGGGUUCCCAGUUGAGGCACUCGAUCAAUCUAUUGAUGGCACAAAGCAGCAGUUUAACCUGUCAUUCAAUAAGUCCGGGCAACGAAGUAGUGAUGGGUCAAAUGGGAAAAUGCAUGUAGCAGAACUCCAUGCUGUUCCUGGAUUUACUUCUUUUGUUGAUGGAACUGCUCAUCUGCAUAAGACAGAAGGCAAUAGGCCUGUACCUUCACUGAAACGUGAAGUUAGUCGUGCCUGGAGUUUCAGUGCUGAAGUUGAGCAAAAUCAUGGCAGGAGGUCUGAGGCACACAUCUCUAAUAAUCAAAUUUCUGACAGUGCUGUCAAAGGUAAAGUUGAAUCAAGUUUGGAUGAAUCGCAUGUCACUGAUAAACCGCUUAACAAAGUGAAAAUUAAUUUCAAAUCACACGAUUCUAAAGUCUCUCCACCUUCAAGUUUUCAACCGAAUCUAAAUGAGCAGAAGAAUCUAAAUGAGCAGAAGGUCCCCAGGCAAACAAGGUCAUCAAGUUUUGGCUCUAAAGCUGAUGCUUCAGAAAAGAUUGAUGGCGACUCUUCACCACCGUUUUUUGAUGAGGAACUGGAUGUUAAUUCAGUUGCUGCACAAUCUGCAGCAGCGUUAAAGAAAGCAAUUGAGCAGGCUCAAGAAAGUAUAAGAAUUGCUAAAGAGAUAAUGAAGAGGAGAAGCGAAUGCUUUCGAGAAGGUUCUAAACCAAGUCCUAGGGGUCGCUUGAAAGUUAAGAAGGAUAAGAAGGAAAAAAGAAUUGUUCUUGAGGCAAACAUUUCAAAAGAGAACAAUGCUCCUACAAAAACAUAUGAAAGCCUGGAUCCUGUAUUGCCGGCAUUUGAGGUAGACAGGAAAUUUGCUCCAUCCGCUGGACAUAAAGAGCCAAUUUUAAAUUCUGGUAAGAUUGAGGACAAAAAGGUUCAGGAAAAUGUUGAAGCAGCUGAAGAAUAUUCUGACGCAAGAAGUUCACCUGGGUUGGAAACCAAUGAAGAGAGUAAAAGAGUGACUUUGGGUUCUGUACAGGUGAACAGUAGCAAUAACUCUCUGCAUUCUAUGAAUAAACUUGUAUCUGAGAUAGAAACAGUUGAAGAAAUUUUGGACCAGACUGAGGUAUUUUUUGAUCUUACGGAAGGACCAGCAAAUGUUGACGAGCUAGGGGAUUCGAGCAGAGUUCUUGAUGCUUCGCAAAGGGUGCCUGAACUGGAGGAGAUUGUGGGUGAAGCUGGUGAACAUUUGAUAAUCAGCAAGGAUAAUGUUUGGAUAGAGGAGAAACGAAAUAUUUUUGACGAAAAUGGGAAGGGUACUGAGAAAUUUGAUGGGCAUCAGGAAAUUGUUAAUGGGGAACAGCCUAAGUUGCAGAACUUGGUGUUUGACCAUCCACUAAAUGAAGCACAGAAUCUGCCCGAGAAGGAAAAGGAACAAGAAGAAUCUCUGAGACAAGAACAAAUGGAAAAGAAAGUGGGUAGUGUUUCGAACUGGAAAGAAAAAUACCACCUACCUGGAAAGAGUUAUGACGAAGAAGAAAUUGCUUUAAGGAAGGAAGACCCUGAUUCAUGGUUUGAAACUGAAGAGAAGUCAAAAGAGGCCCUGGAGAAAGAAAUCGAAGAGAGGGAGCAGAAAGUCUUCCAAGAGGCAGGAGCAGUUGAAAAGAGGUUAGGUGGAGAUAAUGAACCAGAAACUGAUGAGAAGAAACUGAACUGUGCUCAUGAUGGUGAUGAGCUAGAGAUACCAGGAGAACUUGAGUGUGAAGUAAUUGGAGAGAGACAAGCAGAGACUUCUGAAUAUGAAGCAACUGAGAUGAGGCAGAUGAAUGAAAAUAAAUAUGCUGAAGAUCAGAAAAUUGCAGCCUCUCUGGAGGCUGAAGAAACGAACAGCACACCAAGUGGAACUGGCAAAAGUGAGGAUGAUAAAGAUAUAUGUGACUUUCAGGAGGCUAUUCUUGAGAAGGAUUUUGAUACCUCUGUUGAUGCAUAUGGUAGUGGUUCGAGCACCAGAGUCACUCAGAUUCAGGAAGCCUGCACUGUUGAAUUAAAUGAUAACAGUGUAGAUGAAAAUCAACAAGCAGUUGAAAGUGAUAAAGAGAAAGGCAGCACAAUGAGAGUAACUGAAACAUCUUCUGCAAUUGAAAAGAACGAGAAAAAAGAACCAGUUGAAGAAACAUUCCAACAGGAGGACAAUGAAAUGCUCAAGACAGCUUCCUUGCUUCGAAGUGCCUCUGAAAUGAAUUUUGUCGGUAGCAAACUGCACAAUGCCUUUGAAGCUCUUUCUUCUGAUGGCAUUACUGAAAAUUCCAGUGACACAGAUGCAAGCCAUGAAGAAAAGCUGCCAAAGGAUGAGGAUGCUUUCAGAACAUCUGACCAAAUCCAUAAUGCAGCUCGAGAGGAGAAUGCUAAUGAAAACGACAUGCAAGAUUUCAGUGAGUUCCAUGCUUCUGGUAAAAAAACAACAGACCUUGAUCUCAUAGAUGAUGAGGCCUCAAGUAAGGAAGAAGAUACAGAUGAUCUUGAAAUGACUUGCAAUGAGGCGAAAUACGUUGAGGAACAAAAUGAAGGGGUAUCUUCUGUACCUAGUGAGGCCAAACAGAAUGAGGAAUCCAUGGAAACUGAAAGUGGGAUAAAAAGAGGCCAAAACAAUGAGAACAAUACAGAGAACAAAUUCUCUACCAUGGAAGACGGAGAUGCCAAAGAAAAAGUUUAUGAAGUUGAGAAGAAAGAUCGCCAGCGAAGAAUUGAAACUAUUAAGAGGGAAAGGGAGCGGGAAAAAGAAAGAAUAGCUGUCGAGAGAGCAAUUCGAGAAGCUCGUGAAAGGGCAUUUGCUGAAGCUCGAGAAAGGGCAGAAAGGGCUGCCGUGGAGAGAGCAGCAGCUGAAGCUCGACAAAGAGCUAUGGCAGAGGCACGGGAGAAGGUUGAGAAAGCCUCUGCAUCGACUAAACAAUCUGCCGAUAAAGCCACCAGUGAAUCCAAGCUCAGAACAGAACGUGCUGCAGUAGAGAGAGCUACAGCAGAGGCUCGUGAACGUGCUCUAGAGAAAGCAUUCUCACAGAAAAAUCCCAACGAGGCAAGGACACAGGAUGAAAAAUUUUCUGGUGUCUCCAGAAAUAAUGCAUUAAAACACAGCUAUUCUUCCUCGGACCUGGAGAAAUUUGAUGGAAAUAAUAGUGAAUCCGCCCAGAGGCGUAAAGCAAGAUUAGAGAGGCAUCAGAGGAUAAUGGAGCGAGCGGCAAAGGCACUUGAAGAGAAGAAUAUGCGUGAUCUUCUUGCUCAGAAAGAGCAAGCUGAGAGAAAUAGAUUAGCGGAAUCUCUUGAUGCUGACAUUAAGAGAUGGGCGACUGGAAAGGAGGGGAACUUGCGUGCACUGCUUUCGACUCUGCAAUAUGUCCUUGGCCCAGAGAGUGGUUGGCAACCAAUUUCCCUAACAGAGAUCGUAACAGCUCCUGCUGUGAAGAAAGCUUACAGAAAGGCAACCCUUUAUGUACAUCCAGACAAAUUACAGCAAAAAGGAGCUAGCAUUCAACAAAAAUACAUAUGUGAAAAGGUUUUCGAUCUUCUUAAGGCAGCAUGGAACAGAUUCAACUCUGAGGAGAGGUGA